GAAAUCAGCCAAUGGCGUGCGCGCGCUGGAGCCUCCUCCCCGCCUCCUUCGUCCGGCCCGCGAGUUGUUGGGGAGGAAGCGCGGCGGCCGGGCGAGCGCUGGGCAACGUCGCUCGCGUUGUGUUCGAGGGGAGCUCAAGAUGACCGGCUCUAACGAGUUCAAGCUGAACCAGCCCCCCGAGGACGGCAUCUCGUCGGUGAAGUUCAGCCCCAACACGUCCCAGUUCCUGCUGGUGUCGUCGUGGGACACGUCGGUGCGCCUGUACGAUGUGCCCGCCAACUCCAUGCGGCUCAAGUACCAGCACACGGGCGCCGUGCUCGACUGCGCCUUCUACGAUCCAACGCACGCAUGGAGUGGGGGAUUAGACCAGCAGUUGAAAAUGCAUGAUUUGAACACGGAUCAAGAAAGUCUUGUGGGAGCCCAUGAUGCCCCUAUCAGAUGUGUUGAAUACUGUCCAGAAGUGAAUGUGAUGGUUACUGGGAGUUGGGAUCAGACAGUUAAACUAUGGGACCCCAGAGCUCCUUGUAACGCCGGCACCUUCUCUCAGCCUGAAAAGGUGUACACGCUCUCGGUGUCCGGCGACCGGCUGAUCGUGGGCACGGCGGGCCGCAGGGUGCUGGUGUGGGACCUUCGCAACAUGGGCUACGUCCAGCAGCGCCGGGAGUCCAGCCUCAAGUACCAGACCCGCUGCAUCCGGGCAUUUCCCAACAAGCAGGGCUACGUGUUAAGCUCCAUUGAAGGCCGGGUAGCAGUGGAGUACUUGGACCCAAGCCCUGAGGUGCAGAAGAAGAAGUACGCCUUCAAGUGCCACAGGCUCAAAGAGAAUAACAUCGAGCAGAUCUACCCCGUCAACGCCAUUUCCUUCCACAACAUCCACAACACAUUCGCCACAGGUGGUUCUGACGGGUUUGUGAACAUCUGGGAUCCGUUUAACAAAAAGCGCCUGUGCCAGUUCCACCGCUACCCCACCAGCAUCGCCUCCCUGGCCUUCAGCAGUGACGGGACCACGCUCGCCAUAGCGUCAUCGUACAUGUAUGAGAUGGACGACACCGAGCAUCCUGAAGAUGGUAUCUUCAUUCGCCAAGUGACAGAUGCAGAAACGAAACCCAAGUCACCGUGUACUUGACGAGAUUUCAUUUGCUCAAGUGCCGCGUUGAUGAUGAUAAAACAAUUCCUACUCCCCAGUGAUGGAUUUAUUACUAUUAACAAAAGAAGCCAGGGGGGGAAAAUACUAAUUUUAAUAUUAGAAGAGCCUGAAAAUAGUGGACAAGAGGUUUCUACUGAUUUGUUUUUUUAAAUCUUUCCUUAAGUGCAUGAGGUGCUUUGCAGUAUUAAAGGCAUGUGGGCAAACAAAAUUGGAGGGCAGUGGCUACACUUUUGAGAAUCUGUUUUGACCUUGCUUUUCGUUUCCACUGUGGAAGUAAACGUUUGUAUAAAUAAAUAAAUCAAAACACA
Messenger RNA from Erinaceus europaeus (western European hedgehog), 1455 nucleotides. It is a transcript of the gene BUB3, whose product is annotated as BUB3 mitotic checkpoint protein. Lineage: Eukaryota; Metazoa; Chordata; Mammalia; Eulipotyphla; Erinaceidae. Bases 140 to 1126 code for a protein of 328 amino acids. The record is from RefSeq and is a predicted model, not a curated record. The transcript has 8 exons. Gene Ontology annotation, molecular function: ubiquitin binding. Gene Ontology annotation, cellular component: mitotic checkpoint complex; bub1-bub3 complex; kinetochore. Gene Ontology annotation, biological process: mitotic spindle assembly checkpoint signaling.